GGUCUGCAAAGAGCUGUCACGUGGGCGCUGAGCACCAUGGUGAAGGUGAAGGCCAAGGCUGACGCAGGGAAGGUGGCGACCCCGGAGAAGGUGUCAGGGAAGAAAAAGAAGGAGCAAAAGAAAGUCCUGAAGGUGGUCAGCGAGAGGAACGGAGGAGGAGCAGCCCAACAGCAACCACCCGCAGUGUCCCUCAAGGCUAAGAAGAAGAAGAACAGGAAGAGGAAGAACAAGAACAAAGGUGGGACUCCAAACGAAACUCCCUCCGAGGCAACAACCACCAAGGAAAUCGUGCCCCAGGAAUCAGACAGCAAGGGCACGGUGGAACAGAAUGGCGAGGACAAGAAGACUCCAGCUGGUGAGACGACAAACACAGCCGUAGAUACACAGGAAGGAGAGAGCAAGACUUCCAAGACCCAGGAGCCAGAGACAGAAGGGAAGGAGAACACAGAAGCAGCGGAGAAUGGGACGAACGCACAGGGGAAGAAGAAGAGGAAGAGGAAGAAUAAGAAGAAAGCAUCAGAGGCUCCAGGAGAAGGUGCCGAGAAUGCCUCAGUAAGCGUAGAAAACAAAGAUGAUAGCAAGGAGAGCAAGGAACCAGAAACAGAAGGGAAGGAGAAAACAGAAUCAGAUGGAACGAACACACAAGGAAAGAAGAAGAGGAAGAGGAAGAACAAGAGGAAAGCAACGGAAGCCUUAGAAGAAGGUACCAACGGCGCCUCAGGAAACGUAGAAGCUGAUGAUGGCGGUGGUGGUGAGGCAGGGAAGAAAAAGGGAAAUAAAAGACAAAAGGUAGAGAAGGAGGAGGGGGAAGAGAAGAAGGAAGAGAAUGAAGGAGACGCAGAAGAGGGGAAUGCUGAAUCGAAGAAGUCCAAGAAGAAGAAUGAGACAAAACACGUGCUCUUCAUCGGCAACCUUCCCUUCGACGCCACCGAGGAGGAGGUCAGGGAGCACUUCAAGGUGGUGGCUGACGACAUUGUGCGCGUCACCCUCUUGACCCGCCAGAAGAACAGCGGCAAGGGCAAGGGGUACGGCUUCCUGGAGCUGACCAAUGCUGUGGCCUACAAUGCCGCCCUGAAGCUCAACCUGUCCCAGUUCAAGGACCGCAAGAUCAAUGUUGAGUUCACCACGCCCGGCAGGAACACCAAGCAGCGCCGGACCCUCAUCAGGACCAAGACCAAGAAGCUGCUGGGCCAGAAGGGGAACAAGGCCGCCAAGAAGAAGAAGGCGGGAAGGAAACACUAACACAGCAAGCUUCACUUUUGUCUGGCUUCCUAAACACAGCGCUGGAGGUGGCGAGUGGCAGGUUUGGUUCAUAGUCUGGUAGUUGAGGUGCCUUGGCCAGUUUGUGUAUUUUUUGUAGUCUGGAUCUAAGUUACUGUUAUGUAUGUACCUAUAGAAUGGUUAUUUGAUAUUUCAUCCUCUUCAUGUAUGUAGUAGUUGGUUGCAUCAUUACUCCCUGAACUCAUAAUUCAUUCAUCGUGUGUAGCGACUAUCAUUAAUUAGGACACAGAGCGACUGCAGGGGACAGGUUCGUUAGGCUGAGUACUUUGUUCAGGUAUUGCUGGAAUGACUGCGUCAAAUCGUCAAUUACUCCUUGAGAUUAAAUAGUAUAGUUUGUCAAUGCCAACCCCAGCUAUUUGGGCAUGUGGCACGCUACCCAAAGUCGAUGCUGUUUAUUGGGUUGUUCUGUAAUGGAUAAUCCUGAGUGUAGGAGGCCAAGGGGAUGGAUGCUCACAAGGCUUGUGCUUGAGCAAGUCAGAGGAUUCUUGCCAUGAAAUACUCAACAUGGGAAGGGAGAGGCUUGCUUGCAGGGGUCACUGGGGAUGGCGUCGCAGGGUGGGUGAGGCAACACUCCCCAGGGUGUGCCCCGCUGAUUGGUGGCUUGACGAGAGGUAAGUCAGCCUGACCUGGCAGCGCCUGACAACUAAUUAUUUACCCUUUGCCUCCCCCAUCCAUGAAUAUAUUGACCCUUUUUAAAUGCUCACUUGUGCUACCAUUUACAACAAACCACACACUUGUCACUCCAGCCUUGUGGUGCAACCUGUCUUUUAGGAAGUGAGUGAUUAAAAGAAGUGGUAAA
This is a messenger RNA of Eriocheir sinensis (Chinese mitten crab), 2080 nucleotides long. RefSeq lists its product as uncharacterized. The record is from RefSeq and is a predicted model, not a curated record. Gene Ontology annotation, molecular function: mRNA binding. Lineage: Eukaryota; Metazoa; Arthropoda; Malacostraca; Decapoda; Varunidae. Gene Ontology annotation, cellular component: cytoplasm; nucleus. The transcript has 5 exons. The coding region runs from base 37 to 1242 and encodes 401 amino acids.